Drosophila navojoa is the source of this 410-nucleotide messenger RNA. RefSeq names its product protein unc13 homolog (gene unc-13). The record is from RefSeq and is a predicted model, not a curated record. NCBI's taxonomy places the organism in Eukaryota, Metazoa, Arthropoda, Insecta, Diptera, Drosophilidae. Gene Ontology annotation, cellular component: plasma membrane; terminal bouton; presynaptic active zone cytoplasmic component. Gene Ontology annotation, biological process: dense core granule priming; synaptic vesicle priming; synaptic transmission, glutamatergic. Gene Ontology annotation, molecular function: diacylglycerol binding; calmodulin binding; syntaxin-1 binding.
CUUUUUUUACUUUCCGGUACUUGAAUUCUGAAUGUAUAGCACUAUCGGUAAUGAAGAGCAGCUCGAUUUCUUCGAGCUUCACAUUUGUGUUAAGGACUACUGUUUUGCCCGAGACGAUCGUCUUGUGGGAGUUGCAGUGAUACCAUUGAAGGAUAUAUCAGAAAAGGGAUCCGUUGCGUGUUGGCUACCUUUGCAGCGUCGUAUCGAAAUGGAUGAAACAGGUUGGACCAUAUUGCGUAUAUUAUCGCAACGAAAUAACGAUGAAGUAGCCAAAGAAUUCGUUAAGCUAAAGUCAGAGAUACGUCAGGAACCGACAAUGGGAACUUAAUGGAUCAUACUGGAACUGGAUAGAUCAUACCAGACAUACGCAUGCACUCACUCCUACACACCCACACACACAUCUGUGUACA